Pyrus x bretschneideri (Chinese white pear) is the source of this 1467-nucleotide messenger RNA. Its product is annotated as probable N-acetyltransferase HLS1. Lineage: Eukaryota; Viridiplantae; Streptophyta; Magnoliopsida; Rosales; Rosaceae. The record is from RefSeq and is a predicted model, not a curated record. The transcript is spliced from 3 exons. Gene Ontology annotation, molecular function: acyltransferase activity, transferring groups other than amino-acyl groups. Bases 104 to 1282 code for a protein of 392 amino acids.
UAAGAAUGCAACAAGAGGCACUUCAUGAAAGAUUCAUCUACUGAAGAUUGAUUUCCACUUCACAUCUAAUAACCAACUUACUACUUUCAAAGCAAGAAAAAACAUGGUUGAAAUUGCAGAUCACACCAAGGUUCUUAUAAGGGAAUUCAGUGAAGACACAGAUAUUGAAGUGGUGGGGAAACUAGAGAGGGACUGUGAGAUAGAGUCUAAAAAGGGGGUCUCCAUUUUCACGAGCAUGAUGGGUGAUCCCUUUUGUAGGAUUAGGUUCUACCCCCUUCAUGUUAUGCUGGUAGCAGAGCUGCUUGAAAACGGGGAACUUGUUGGCGUGGUUCGAGGAUGCAUAAAGCAUGUAGGGACUGGUUCCGGGGCAAGAUACGUGAUAGGUUGCAUACUAGGCCUUCGCGUCUCUCCUAUACACCGGCGGAUGGGAAUCGGGUUGAAACUCAUGAAGUCGGUGGAGGAGUGGUUGCUGAGGAAGGGAGCACAGUACACAUUCUUGGCAACUGAAGAGAGCAACACCGCGUCCACCAAUCUCUUCACUUACAAAUGCAAUUACAGGAAGCUCAGCUCGCUGAUCAUAUUUGUUCAGCCAGUUUGUUCUGCUGUAGAGGAUCCGAUGCCUCGAGAUAUAAAAAUAGAGAAGCUACAUGUCGACGAGGCAAUUUUCUUGUACAAAAGCAGGCUAAGGAGCAAAGACAUAUAUCCAACAGAUAUUGACGUGAUCUUGAAGGAAAAGCUCAGCCUCGGCACUUGGGUGUUCUAUUUUGAAGAACAAGGCUGGAUCAACUUAAACAGUGAGGAAAGUAGUAAGGACACCGCCGGCGAAACUCAAAGCUCUUGGAUCAUCUUUAGCAUAUGGAAUACCUGUGAGGCUUACAAGUCUCAUCCACUGAGAUCUUUGCAUGCUAUUGCUACCCUAAGCCAUGCAACGGAGAAAUUUUUCUCCUGCCUAAAUCUGCCAGUCAGUGUCUCCAUGCAAAGCUCCUUCGGGUUUCUCCUUCUGUACGGGCUUCAUGGAGAGGGAGAGAAAGUCGGGGAGCUUAUGAAAUCCGUCUGGAACUUCGCCUCUAGGUUGGGACAAACUGUGAAGGACAGCAAGCUGAUUUUAACCGAGCUGGGGUUAUGUGAUCCUCUUAUAAAGCAUGUCCCUAAGGAUUCCGAUAUGUCAUGUAUCGAAGAUGUCUGGUACGGCAAGAGUUUGAUCAACCACGCUGAUGACAAAGAUGAACUGCUAGUACAGGGAUCACUUGGGAAUGUGUUUGUCGAUCCUAGAGAGUUCUAGGGUUGAUUACUAGGCUCUGAGUGCCAACGUUCCAAAAACAUCCCCAGCUGUUCAGCACACCAACUUUGUUGUUGUAUUCAUCUUCUGUUUUAGUUAGUUGGAAUGGCAUUAAACACUGAAGAGAGCCAAUAUCCUUAGGUUUUUCGGGUUGUAAUGAUUUUCGCACUUCCAGUUUUCCUUCUUCA